GAGAAGUGGAAGAAAAAAAACGGUAAUAGGAAGCAGAGGAAAAUGCAAUUGCAAAGGCAUUGAUUGGAUCCAUAUAUGAUAUUGCAUAGCACUAUACCAUACCCUAAACCCUCCAUUAAGCGCACACUCUCCCUUCAUGUUCAUGUAGCUUUGCGGAGACACAAACAUAAACCACAACCUAAGACCUUAAAUUGAAGACACUUGAGUUUCUCCUUUUACAAACAAUCAUCACAUAACUGAGGUUGAAGGCAUGGCCGAAGAUCGCAGCGAUGAAGCAGCCACCACCGUACCUCCAGGCUCAUCCAUUCCCUCCUGCGAUAACUCCGUUUGGGCCGAUGUGUCUCCCCUCCUUCAUGCCGCUUGUCAAGAUCUUCAAGAGGGAGAGCUCAUCCACGGUGAUAACUUCAAUCUAUUUGCUGCCAUGUCUGCUUUGGAGAUAAUGGAUCCAAAGAUGGAUUCUGGCAUUGCUUGUACAUACUACUCUCUUGAGGAAGCCAUUGAGAAUGGUGUUGCUCCAGUUCCUAUUAGUACUGAUAAAACUACUGAUGUUGGAUGUGUGAUUGACAUCAUGGACCAUCUACUAGCUUGUGAGGCAACAUGGCACAAGGGUCAUUCAUUGGCACAAACUGUCUAUUCUUGCCUCUAUCUCUUACGACCUGAAAGGACAUCAUCACAUGCCUUGUUGCACUCUUACUGUAAAGUCAUACGUGCAACCUGCAAAGCAGUUCUUUCAGUUGUCUCAGAUGCACGAACACAUGAAGAAGAGGAUCUAUUUACAAUGGCAUAUGGCCUUCCUCUAAGUGGAGAUGGAGAUGAAAAGUGUUUGUCAAUGUUAAAUGCUGUUGAAGAAACAAUAUCUCGCCAAUUGCGUGCUUGUAAGGCUUCAUCAUCUAAAAGAAGAGUUUUAGAAGAUAUAGAGCCACUUCAAAAUAAUCCUGAUCUGGAAGAAGGCUAUUGCAAAGCACUGUUAUGCCGAUUACGUUUUCGUAAGCAUUUUUACCAUCUUUUGAUGUCUAUAAAACGACCCCUAGGAAGAGGUUUGGAGUUAGCAAGAAAGCACAUAACUUCAUGCAUUUCGGAGAUUGAUCUCAUUCGAAAAUCUUCAGAAUUUCUUAGAGCAAAUGCUCAUGGAAUGUCUGAGCAAAACAUAGAUAAUACAACUGCAUCUGGUUGUCAACCAAUUGGGUUUGAUGCUAGUUUGAACUGUAGACUAUCAGCCCCGACACCACCACGAGCAAUCAAAAUUCUAUGCUGGGAAAAGGCUCUUGAGUAUUUUAUAAAACUUCUUCGAGAUCUAGACAUUAUAUGUGCCUACACAUUGGACCCAUCACUGGAGGCUGCUUUACUCUUUGUGGUUAAAUUCCAGAAAUCUCAACCUGAUUUGAUUUCAAGAUCCCAUCUUCAGCUACUGCUGGUCCAGGAUGGGAAACUCUAUGGACGGGAUUCUAUGUUUUCUAUGAUCACCAAAGCUGCUGGAUUACCUGAGGUCACAGAGAAUCAUGACAUUCAGAAAAAUGAAUUUAUGGUGCAACUAGAACAGUUGGUGAUAAAUUUACUCAAAAUUCUUUGUACAAAUGCUGCAUGGCAAAGACGUAAGCUAGGGAAAAUGUUGCAAGACUGGCGUGUCACAUAUGUACAGCUGGAGAUGGCUCUCAAAAAGGAGUUUGAAGAAUCCUCAAAAAUUUCAAACAAUAAGAAAAUAUGUUUCAAAAUAUACCAACACAUUCUAGCGUGGGUGGAAGAGCAAACUUAUUGGAUAGCUUUUCGAUUUCUCAAUUUGGGAUUUGAAUUGGAACUCUACUCCAUCCAUGAUUAUUGCAUGGUAUACUGGUAUAUUUAUGCUGUGCUGAUCAAGCUUGCGGAGAAGAAACAUCUUCGAAUGGCAAUGAGCAGUGAUGCAGCUAAGAAAAAGGCAAAGAAAAAAAAGGAUGCUUUUAAGGAUGCAGAAAUGGAUUAUCAGAUUCCAGCAGCUGUCUUGUUUCUUCAGAGCCAAAUAUAUCUAGCUGAAGGGCUAAGCAUGAUGUUUGCUGCUUUGAGGAAUGAGCACAGAAUUGUUCAACUGCAAAGCCCUUUCAAUACAGAACACGAGAUAUUUAUUCAGCAAUUCGAGCUUUUACAGAAAGCUUGUGUUCCUGAUCACAUUUCAUAUGUGACAUACAAGGAGUCAACUAUCCAUGCUAACUUCUCUACCCUGGCUAUAUGUGAUUACUUCAAGGAAGCUCAGAGGAUUGCAAAAGAGGUGAAAAGUAGUUUUGCCAAUGACCCUGACGCCAUGGCUGAGCUGCGCAGAGUAGAGCAAGUAGCAGAGCGCAACAGCAUUGCCUUGAAUGUUUGCCGGGUAGGAGCCCUUGACCCAAAGUUGAAGAUUUCUUUUACAUUCUGCCACCAUCCCUUCUUUGCUACUGCUAUUGUCAAGAGAUCCUGAAUAUAGAUUCAACCAAUUUUGAAACAUGUUAUAGGGUGUUAGAAGCAAAUGGGUUGUGCCAUUAGCAGUUGUAACACUAGUAUUUAUUCAAACAAAUUUUGCGGUUCGUAUAUUAGAUUGAAAUUGUAAUUUUUUUAUGAGAAAGAAAUAAAAAAAAUAUUUAUAGCUUCCAUAGCUGCACCCAAAAACUUUUUUUUUGUCACUUGGGCUACUUUUUUAAGCUGAAAUUGCAGUGCUUCCUACUUGCUUCACUCUUGUAAUUUGUAAGGGCAUACUACUCGAAGCAUUAUACUUAGAUGAUGAUUUUUUUUUGUUUACCCUCAACAUUAGGAAGUUACAUUGGGUUCUCAGUAGUUCAGAUU
Abrus precatorius (Indian licorice) is the source of this 2787-nucleotide messenger RNA. RefSeq names its product N-alpha-acetyltransferase 35, NatC auxiliary subunit. The transcript has 16 exons. Lineage: Eukaryota; Viridiplantae; Streptophyta; Magnoliopsida; Fabales; Fabaceae. The record is from RefSeq and is a predicted model, not a curated record. The coding region runs from base 251 to 2425 and encodes 724 amino acids. Gene Ontology annotation, cellular component: NatC complex. Gene Ontology annotation, biological process: N-terminal peptidyl-methionine acetylation.